UCGGCCAGCGCAGUGCGAGCGCUCCCAGCCCCUCGCGUCGCUGCACGUUCCAAUCCGCCCUGGGGCAAGAGCAGCUUCCCCCCGGUUUUGCCCCCGACCCGUCAGAACAUCCCCGGGCAAGCCCGGAGGGCUGGGAUCGAGCUCGCUGCCCGCCCCCUGCCCCUCCCGGCCGGGAGCGCUCCGGUUACAGCGCGGCCGCUCAUUCAUUCGGCCCGAGGCGCUCGCAGCCUUUAUUAGGGGCUCGCAGCCUUUAUUAGGGGCUCGCAGCGCUCGCACAGUCCCGGCUCUGCUGCAGCCCGAGCAGCUCCACGCAGCCCCGCGAUUGUCAGGAAGCGGCCACGAGAAUGCUGCCCCAAGAACUCCUCUCUCUGCUCACGCUGUUCUGUGUUUUCAGGGCUUCUGGCUCUGUGCUGGAUGAAGACAAUGACUACGAGCUCAUGUACGUGAACCUGGAUAACGAAAUCGAAGGUCCUGCCCCUGGGACUGAGGAAGCUGCUUCGUGCGACUGCCAGCGGGAGCACAGCAAGUGGGACAAGCUGUUCAUCAUGCUGGAGAACUCGCAGAUGAAGGAGAACAUGAUGCUGCAGGCUCUGGAGGAGCUCCCCAGGGCGGACCUGCAGACCCUGAAGGCAGAGCUGAGCCAGCUCACCACCACCCUGGCGGGCACCUUCGCCACUGUCACCUCCCACGUGGUGGCCCAGGUGGAGCAGGUGCUGGUGAGGAGCAGGGACCAGGCCGAGGAGGCCAGGAGGCUGCAGGAGUCGGAGCAAGGGAAGGUUCUGGAGCACGUCCUGCAGCUGAGCCACAACGUGUCCGUGAGGCUGGGCUGGCUGGAGAGCGCCUGGCACAGGAGGGCCGAGGAGCAGGCGCAGGAAACAGCUCUGCAGCAGGAUAAAUUCGAUGCCAGCAGAGGGGACAAUCUCAUCCUGAACUCUGUGUGGAAGGAGCUGCAGCAGACCCGGGCUGAGCUGAGGGCAUCGCAGCAAUGGGCGGCUCAGCACCUGCUGCCAGCGGGCUGUGAAACCGCGAUUCUGUUCCCCAUGCGCUCCAGAAAGAUCUUUGGGAGCGUCCACCCGACCGCUGGAAUGAGCCUGCGCUCCUUCACUGCCUGCAUCUGGCUCAAGGUGACCGAGGCCUUGGACAAAACCAUCGUCUUCUCCUAUGGAACCAAGUUCAACCCCUACGAAAUCCAGCUGUACCUGAGCCGGGACUCGGCCGUGCUCACUGUGGGGGGUGCCCAGCACAAGCUGGCUGCCAGAAAUGUGGUUAUUCCUGGGAAGUGGCUCCACCUCUGUGGCACCUGGAGCUCGGAGAACGGAUCCACAGCCCUGUGGGCACAGGGGGAGCUCGCAGCCAGCGCCCUGGAUCUGGCUGGUGCUCACACCAUUCCCGACGGAGGCAUCCUGCAGCUCGGGCAGGAGAAGAACGGCUGCUGCGUGGGAGGGGGGUUUGAUGAAGCUCUGGCCUUCUCGGGGAAGCUGACUGGCUUUAACCUGUGGGACCGAGUGCUCAGCCCCGCCGAGGUGACAGCCCAGAGCGCGGGGGACACCUGUGGCACCCGGGGCAACAUCGUGGGCUGGGGGGUCACGGAGGUGCUGCCCUACGGAGGAGCCCAGUACGUGUCCUAAAGCCUGGUUUCUGCCCAGGGCGUGGGCUUCACAGAGCUGAACGUCAAUAUUACAGUGACCAGAGCUGCAGGAGCCCCUGUCUCUGGAAUUCCCAAGGAAUAUCAGCGCUGCAAGUUCACAGACUGAGGUACUGCGGAGAUGGGAUUCGAUCUCUGCCUGCUGUCCUGGAAAAACACUGAAAACACACCCACAGAUCAAGGCAUGGCAUUGGAAAAGCUGUUCCUGGGGUCAGGCAGCUCUGUCUCUCCAGUGCAGGGUUUUCUGAUGUAUAAAGUCAGGGUCACCAUGGACAUUCAGGAGCCAAACCGUGCUCCUGACAUCCCUGCUGAGCUUUGGAGAACAGACAGAGCAGCUGUGGCUGCCCCUGGAUCCCUGGAAGCAUCCAAGGCCAGGUUGGAUGGGGCUUGGAGCAACCUGGG
This is a messenger RNA of Corvus hawaiiensis (hawaiian crow), 2047 nucleotides long. It is a transcript of the gene PTX3, whose product is annotated as pentraxin 3. Gene Ontology annotation, biological process: innate immune response. Lineage: Eukaryota; Metazoa; Chordata; Aves; Passeriformes; Corvidae. The record is from RefSeq and is a predicted model, not a curated record. The coding region runs from base 345 to 1628 and encodes 427 amino acids. The transcript has 3 exons. Gene Ontology annotation, molecular function: complement component C1q complex binding.